AGGAGCUCAGCGCUGAGUUAGAAACGGCUGGAGCUGCGGGAGAGCCAGUGGCGCGGCGCCGGCGGCGGCGGCGGAGGCUUUGGCAUGAAUAGGAUUCGGAUUCACGUCUUGCCAACCAAUCGGGGGAGGAUCACCCCAGUGCCCAGAUCUCAGGAGCCCCUUUCUUGUUCAUUUACGCAUCGCCCAUGCUCUCAACCUCGUCUGGAGGGUCAGGAGUUUUGCAUUAAGCAUAUCCUUGAAGACAAGAAUGCACCCUUCAAGCAGUGUAGUUAUAUAUCUACAAAGAAUGGAAAAAGAUGUCCCAGCGCUGCCCCAAAGCCAGAGAAGAAAGAUGGGGUGUCCUUCUGUGCUGAACAUGCUCGUAGGAAUGCCCUAGCACUUCAUGCUCAAAUGAAGAAAAACAACCCAGGGCCUAUGGGUGAAACACUCUUGUGCCAGUUGAGCUCAUAUGCGAAGACAGAGCUGGGCUCUCAGACUCCAGAAAGUAGCCGCAGUGAAGCCAGCCGAAUACUGGAUGAAGACAGCUGGAGUGAUGGGGACCAGGAACCCAUUACUGUGGAUCAGACAUGGAGAGGUGACCCUGACAGUGAAGCUGAUAGCAUAGACAGUGAUCAAGAAGAUCCCCUAAAACAUGCUGGUGUUUACACAGCUGAAGAAGUGGCUCUUAUUAUGCGCGAGAAGCUAAUUCGUUUGCAGUCUUUGUACAUUGAUCAGUUUAAACGGCUACAGCACUUGCUCAAGGAGAAGAAGCGCCGGUACUUGCAAAAUCGCAAAGUUGAACAUGAAGCUCUAGGUAGCAGUCUUCUGACGGGCCCAGAGGGACUCCUGGCCAAAGAAAGGGAGAAUUUGAAACGAUUAAAAUGUCUUCGGCGAUACCGCCAGCGCUAUGGAGUAGAAGCCUUAUUACACAGGCAGCUGAAGGAACGCAGAAUGCUGGCCACAGAUGGUGCUGCCCAACAGGCCCAUACCACUCGUUCCAGUCAGAGGUGCUUAGCCUUUGUGGAUGAUGUUCGUUGUGCGAAUCAGUCUCUUCCAAUGACCAGACAUUGCUUUACUCAUAUUUGUCAGGAUACAAAUCAGGUUCUCUUCAAAUGCUGCCAGGGAUCUGAAGAGGUACCUUGCAACAAACCAGUUCCUGUAAGCCUCUCUGAAGAUCCCUGCUGUCCACUGCAUUUCCGGUUGCCUCCUCAGAUGUAUAAGCCUGAGCAGAUACUGUCUGUGCCAGACGAUCUGGAAGCCGGCCCCAUGGAUCUGUACUUGAGUGCUGCUGAGCUUCAGCCCACUGAAAGUUUACCACUGGAGUUCAAUGAUGACUUGGAUGUUGUGGGUGAUGGUAUGCAGUGCCCUCCAUCACCCUUGCUUUUUGAUCCUUCUGUAACCCUUGAAGAUCAUUCAAUCAAAGAAAUUGCUGAAGGCCCAGUGGGGCCAGGUACAGAUGGCUGGAGAUGGGUGCAGAUCCCAUGGAUCUAGAAAUUCUGAGAAAGUCUGUGCACCAUUCCCUCAAAGUGGAUUUACUACUGCAAAUGGGAAACUAGAAAACACUUCUGUCAGUUGACAGCUUGUUCUGGGAAUCAUUUGGUGGAUUUGAAUUGUCCAAUCUUCAAAUAAGUAUAUCUGAUCAUCUCACUAAACAGGAAAAAAAAACCCUA
Molecule: messenger RNA, 1649 nt
Organism: Jaculus jaculus (lesser Egyptian jerboa)
Lineage: Eukaryota; Metazoa; Chordata; Mammalia; Rodentia; Dipodidae
Gene: Kansl2
Product: KAT8 regulatory NSL complex subunit 2
Exons: 10
Coding region: 85-1470 (461 amino acids)
Cellular component (GO): NSL complex
Source: RefSeq, a predicted model, not a curated record